AUGAUUAAACCUAAACAUUUUUCUAAUCUUCAUGCCAAGUUUCCAAGUUUACCUAAAUCUUCAUGCUCCAAGUCUUGUAACUUUAAAGCUUGCAAACGAAAACUUGCCAAAUCCUUGCUAAAACCUGCCCAAACCACUCAAAAAUCAUCCAUGCUAUCGUGUCUUCUCGAGGAGCAAUCAGAUGCGGCUUCAUACAACUACGAUGCACCUGGAGCUUCCUAUUCGCUGAAAUGGAUCUUCCACAACGAUCUUUGUUUUAAGCGUGAAUACUCUCAGCUGGAGAUCGAAGCUAAGGCAAGGGCGGAGGAGUUGAAGGAAUCGAAUUCGAAUCUGGUGGUUGUGAAGGGGAAUCGGAAGAAUCAGGUUACAUGGAAGGGAGAUGGGUUUGAAGGGAAGAGAAAUGGAACCGGUAAUGGUGGUGAUGGUAAAGAUAUUGAUAAUUGGAAUAAUGGAGCUUUUGAUGUAUAUAAACUCCAGAAGAAGGUUAGGAACAAAGGUGGGAAAGGAAAGGAAAUAGAUACCGACAUAACUAAGCUUGAGCCUAAGAAAUUGGAAAAUAAAUAA
Vicia faba (fava bean) is the source of this 564-nucleotide messenger RNA. The record is from the annotation of a GenBank genome assembly. Lineage: Eukaryota; Viridiplantae; Streptophyta; Magnoliopsida; Fabales; Fabaceae.